AUGUCUACUCCCUCUAAUUUAGGUCUUCGCCGCCUUGUAGAAUACGAUAAGCGCAAUUCUCCUCUACUAUCGCUAUCGAACGCGCCUACUGUUGGCGAUACUACGAGCGAGGCACAAGCUGAUGAACUUGUGACGAUAUAUGCGGAUUUCCCCAACGAUGGCGACGACGAUUACGACGGGCUUGAUUUCAAGCGUGUACCGUACCUUGAGCGGCGCCAAGUUGAACGCAGUAGUCGCGGUGGGCCAAAAAGCUGGAUCUACCGCCACGGCUGGGCCGUCUGGCACCGCAAGCACAAGAAGAACUAC
Bipolaris sorokiniana ND90Pr is the source of this 306-nucleotide messenger RNA. RefSeq lists its product as uncharacterized. The annotation marks the transcript as partial. The record is from RefSeq and is a predicted model, not a curated record. The transcript has a single exon. NCBI's taxonomy places the organism in Eukaryota, Fungi, Ascomycota, Dothideomycetes, Pleosporales, Pleosporaceae.